AGGGUUACUACACUAGCUCUGGCCUAUAGCCAAGGACACACACACUGAGACGGGGUGUUCAACCUACAGCCACUGACACAAGCAUAGACAUCGGGUGUACCCGGGUGGUCAUAAGGCUUGCUGAUGCUUCUACUGCCGCCGGCAGGUCUGCUCCUGUGAGGGGGAAAGAGAGUCCGCUGCAUUGCUUGCUGCAGAGAGGGAGAGAAAGACACAGGCUGGCUGAAGCGAACUGCCACUUGAUGGUCGUGGUGACCAUCCUCCCAACUGUUGGCUUGCAGCACAAAGCAGCUGCUGAACGCGGAGAGAAACUGGUCGGGAGGACGAGCUUGCGCGUGCGUUCCAAGACAGCCUGCUGCGCUGUGCGGCGUUGCUGUUUCCUAGCUGCUGCUGCUGCGUGAGCAGCUGUCCGGCAUUUGACUUCAGCUCGCGUCAACGGCGGCGGGGAAAAGUGAGCGACAGUAGUGGGCAUCAAACAUCACCACUGCAGCGCUGCAGUCACCACCUCCAGUCGUGGGGCAAGCAAGCAAAUGGGGAAGCGCACCGUCUGAAGGUUGUUGCGAACUGUAGGAUUUAAAAAAAAAAAACAACAACAACAAACAAACCUCGCUCCAACACGAACCUACCAUGGGCUUUCAGUUGGCGAUCCUGAACGACGGCGACUCUAGCUGCUGCAAAGGAGCAUCUCGUCGCUGAUGCCUGGCUGUGAGUGUGGACCCAGUUAGUGGUCGUAUGCUUGACAUGGACCGUAUAGACUACGGCAUCACACACUGCGCUCAUUCUCUCUCUUAAAGGAACCAAGCUCACAACAGCAGCCACAAAAAAAAAAAACAGAAACAAUUACAACGAUCCGUGAGAGAGACGAUAAGCGGCGGCAAGCAUGGCAACUGAGAACUCCUACAUUCUGGGUCGAAGUCAGACGACGUCUGACUUCUCAGAAACCAGCAGCGUCAGUGACAUGAAACACCUUGUAGAAGACAAAGAUGAAGACAAGCAAACGUCCGGCAUCCCCAUGACCAGCUUCAAUUUCAUCAACUCCAUCGUUGGCUCGGGCAUUAUAGGAAUGCCAUAUGCGCUCAGGCAGGCUGGCUUCGGACUUGGCAUUUUGAUGAUUAUUGCUGUUGCUGCGAUAACAGAUUAUUCCAUCUUGCUUCUAGUAGAAGGUGGCCACUUAUCAAACACAGAUACCUAUCAGGAUCUUGUACUUGUGGCAUUUGGGCGUCCGGGAUUUUAUCUACUGACUGGCUUGCAGUUCUUGUACCCUUUCAUUGCCAUGGUCAGCUACAAUGUCAUCAUUGGAGACACCAUCACGAAAAUUAUACUUUGGAUGGGCGGAGACAAUCCUGGUAUUAUUCACUCCAUACUCGGCAACCGCCAGUUUGUUAUAUUCCUGACGACAGUUCUAGUCACAUUGCCUCUCUCACUCUAUCGUGACAUUGGGAAGCUGGGCAAAUGGGCGUUUGUUUCCAUACUGUUGAUUUUAUUUAUAGUUGUGGCUGUCAUCAUCCGUCUUUCGACUUUUUCACAUACUAUACCGCCGACAGAGGAAGCCUGGCAGUUCGCUCGCGUCAAUGUGUCACAAGCUAUUGGCAUAAUGGCCUUCGCAUACAUGUGUCAUCACAGUACUUUUCUGAUCCACUCAUCCCUCGAGAAACCAACUCACCAGCGAUGGGGCUUCGUGGUGCACUUCAGUGUCUGCUUUGCCAUGAUCAUGUGCCUGGUACUGGGCAUUACAGGCUACAUAUCCUUCACUGGCAAUGCACAAGGUGAUUUGCUAGAAAACUAUUGCUGGGAUGAUAUCCUGAUGAACAUUUCUCGACUGGCCUUUGCCAUCACAAUCAUGCUCACCUAUCCUGUGGAAUGUUUUGUCACGCGAGAGGUAAUCGAGAAUGCUGUGUUUCCGUCACAUCCACCAGCUCCUCUUUGGCGGCACAUCUCAGUCACCAUUGUCAUCGUUUUUCUGACAGGAGUCAUUUCGAUGGCAACAGACUGCCUUGGCAUUGUACUCACUCUCAAUGGUGUGUUGGCUGCCGCCCCACUGGCCUACAUUAUUCCUGCCUGCUGCGUGAUGAGGCUACGGCAGGAGGCUCUCCUGUCACGAAGUAACAUCGGGCCCAUCUUGCUGGCAACGUUUGGCACGCUGGUGGCGGUCAUCGGCUUCAUCAUGGCCCUUGUUGACUUGGUUAGUGGGGUCAGCACCUGCUCACAUGGGGCUGAACCCAGCUACUGCACGCCCAUGAAUGACAACAGCAGCAUCACAACUACUUUUGUCCCACUACACUCUUCACAGCUGGCCGUUUAACCAUGUGUCAGUUGCUGAGGCCAUCUAAGCAUAUCCAUAUUGAUACAAACUGAAAGGAGAUUCAAAGGCCCGUGUGUGCGCAUGUUGCCGUUACAGAUAUUUACAUGUGAUGCGAUCUCAAGAGUUGUGUAACCGAGAUGAGCACAAGCAGCGCUGACUCUGUACAAUGGGAAAGAAAGUUUUUUUUUCUCCAAAGGAGAUAUCCCUCCCCUAAUAGCUGUUUCUUUCGUGAAGAUGUCCUGAAUGUUGCAUUUUCUUCCACUGUUAAAUUUGGAUAAUACCAGUCAAACUAUUUUGACAGCUAUUAUGUAUUUCACAUGAAAAUGAUUUCCAAAAUUAGUUCCAAAAGUUAAAAAGUUUAGGUCAGUAAAUUUGUUGAAAAUGGAUUACAUAACCUAUGUUAGCUGAAAAACACUUGAUGGAUGUCACAACCUUUAAUUUCCUGUGGACUUAAAAUUUUCUACAUUCAUUGAAAAAUCAAUUUUUGUCCACAUAUGCCAGAGACUGACCUUAGAGAUAAGGUGGUCAUCAAAACAUGGUACUGGUGCUGGUUUUAUCUUUCUUCUGUUCCCUUUCAGACUGGGUGAAGAGUGAUUUUAAUGAAUAUCUAUGGGCUACGGCUACCACCUACCUAUUAGUAGUAAUGGAAACAGGAGUUCUAUUAUUUGGGAACAGGGUUAUAUUUGCAGAAUUUUGGGUCCAUAAAAAUGCAGCAGAAUUGCCACCAUAGAGCUGAUAACCUUAAAUGUGGAGCAGAAUUUCUAUUGCCCUUGGUUAUUUUGUUGGUUGUAAAUGGUCAAGACAUCUAUGGCUAAAACAAUGCAGACUUUAACUCUUUCUUUUCCUAAAAAUUCCUAAUUUCUGUUAACAUUUUGGCAGGACAAAACCCCUACAGCAUUUCUGGGUCCUCUCUGAUGUUGCUUUUUUUGAUGUUUAACACCAACAAAUAAUCUACUUCUAAAGCUUUAUGAACUUUUCUUGCUGUGUGUAAGCUGUGAUGGACUUCUUGGUGUAUCUGACUUAAAAGUUGUUUACAUAAUCAAAUCAUUUUCGUUUAAUCAAUGUUUUAAUAUUUCUUCUCUUGUUAAUCUUUGAAACCAAUGGUCUUGUCAACAUCCAUUCUAGGUUAUGUUUGUGUGCGCGCUUGCAAGUGCGUAUACAUGUAUGCGAGGGUGUAUGUGUUGUGCUUUUUUCUUCUUGAGGUAAGUUCCACAAUUCUAUUACAUUGGUCAUUUGUUAUUUCUAAAUAUUACACGAGUAGCAAAAUUGAACAUUAUAAACUUCAAAAAUUUGUUCAGACAUAAAAUUUCUUACUUUGACCCAUCCCUAGAUGAAAUGGGUUAAUCACCACCCCACCACCCCCCAAAAAAAUCUGGUUGGAACAGGAAUCAUUUAAUCUGAGCGAUUACCAGUGUGAAAGCUAAAAGUCGCCUUAACUCCACUGAUCAAAAUGUUUAUGUAUUUUACCUCCACCCACUUUUACAGCCCUAUCUGACUUCUCUGAGUACUUGUUACGCUCAAUCAGCUUUCUACAUUUUUAAUGUUUGUUGUGGCUAUGUUUAAAUGUUAAUGCUGGAACAUGAAUUCCUCACAGAUCUUUUAGCUGAUUUGUUCAUCUAUUUGAAAAAAAAAAGUUUAUUGUAAUGCCAGGUUCCAUGAUUUGCUGAUUCAUGUCUCAUUUUUUAAAGCUUUUUAAUCUUUCAUGAUUUUAAGCUGCUAGACAGUGGCUUCAAGCCCCUUGCUUUUUGACUGUGAUCUUUCAAAUGGGGCAGGUCUUUUUUGUUGUUUUUUGGUGUCCUAUAUUCAUGUAGUUAACAUGAUCCCAUUAGAAGCCUGCAUGACUGGAAAAAUGUAAAUAUGAAAGAUUCACCUAAAUGUGAAAAAAAUGAAAAUAAAUUUCAGUGCCAUGAUUAUAA
Pomacea canaliculata is the source of this 4215-nucleotide messenger RNA. Its product is annotated as putative sodium-coupled neutral amino acid transporter 11. NCBI's taxonomy places the organism in Eukaryota, Metazoa, Mollusca, Gastropoda, Architaenioglossa, Ampullariidae. Gene Ontology annotation, biological process: amino acid transmembrane transport. The transcript has 13 exons. Gene Ontology annotation, molecular function: amino acid transmembrane transporter activity. The coding region runs from base 878 to 2299 and encodes 473 amino acids. The record is from RefSeq and is a predicted model, not a curated record.